AUGAUCCGUAGAAAUAAGAUACGAGUCAGGUCCACUCCCAGUAUUCAAUCUCAACAAGAUACUGGGAGGUCACAGAGAAGCAAAGUGAAGAUUUCUUCUUCCUACGAUGAUCCUGAAGAGGAGGAAGACUUGGAAUUGGAGAUGAAGUUAAAGCACCGGAAAAAGAAGAAUCUAAACGAAUCAAUUAUAUCAUUACCUGAAUCUAAAGAAGAUAGAGGUAUUGAAGUAUCUUAUCGCAAGUCGGCAGCGGGCACUGCCAAUGUGGAAGAUGUUCGCCAAGAUGUUAGAAUUAUGAACAUGGACGAUUUUGAUGAUGGCCCAGAAAGCGAUUUAGAAGGAAUACCUUCGAAACAAGAUAUCGAGUCCAUUAAAAUGCAAAGAACUUUGAUGCAACAACGCGGUACAUCUUCCGGGACUGGAUUUUAUGCCAAUUCGAAAAAGAAAAGCGUCGAAUAUGAUGAAAGAAGCUAUGUAAAGCUUCUGAAUGACGAUGAUAAACAUGAACUGAUGGAAACACUAGGCAAGAAAGAAUCAACCGAAGAUGUAGAAGUGAAUGCUCUGGAAGCUUCCUUGCAUGAAUUCGACGACGAAAGGCUCGCCCUUAGUAAAGCGGAAAUUACUCAGAAAGAUGACAGAAGAAGAGAAGAAAUAGAAAAAGCUUUAAAUGAUAAGCAAAGUUCAGAAUGGGAAACACAUCAGCUGAACAAAGUGAGUAAUGUCGGUGUCAUAUCUUCGAUGCCAGACCUUGAUACUGACAUCUGGACAUUUGAUGAAAUGAUGAAAAACCUCAAUGAUUUAGUCAGCUCAACUCAAAGCAAGAAGACGGUUUUGAACGGUCAAAUUAAAGCAAUUUAUAAGGAAUGUGACGCUUUAGAGGGCCGAAAGCAAGAUCUUUUGAUGAGCCUGAAAAGUUUAGGAUCUUGA
Molecule: messenger RNA, 924 nt
Organism: Lachancea fermentati
Lineage: Eukaryota; Fungi; Ascomycota; Saccharomycetes; Saccharomycetales; Saccharomycetaceae
Source: the annotation of a GenBank genome assembly